This is a messenger RNA of Schistosoma rodhaini, 510 nucleotides long. The record is from the annotation of a GenBank genome assembly. NCBI's taxonomy places the organism in Eukaryota, Metazoa, Platyhelminthes, Trematoda, Strigeidida, Schistosomatidae.
AUGUUCAUCAUUCACAUUCUAUCAUAUCUAAUAAUAUUGGAUUCAAUGCUACAGAUUGAUUCAACUAGAGAAAAUAUAACUUCUGAAAAAAGGAACCAUCUAUCAUAUACACAAAGAUUUAUAAAUCAAACAAUCAAAUUACGCCUACAAAAGGAAUGUUUACAAUUACUGACGAAUUUGUCGAUAGACAAAAAAACUGAAAUUUCCUGUGAAUCAUUUGCAAAUUUAAUAAUCGAUCUUUUAUUUCAAGAAAAUAAUGGCAAAUUACUGGAUAAAGUAAAUCUCGAUAUUUGUACUGGAUGUAAGAUGACAGUGACUGCAGUAAAAUUCAUAUUACACCUUUCAGAAGUCACUUAUUAUAUUAACAAAUUUAUUGCUCAAUUGUGUAUAUUCACUGGACCAUAUUUAUCUGAAUGUUCAUUUGUUGCUCAAAACUAUGCUGGUAUAUUAAUAAAUAUAUUUGAAAAUUCAACUGUUCUUAUGAUCUGUCAGUCAAUAAUGAUAUGUUAA